This is a messenger RNA of Thalassophryne amazonica, 7248 nucleotides long. It is a transcript of the gene usp54a, whose product is annotated as ubiquitin specific peptidase 54a. The coding region runs from base 847 to 5388 and encodes 1513 amino acids. Lineage: Eukaryota; Metazoa; Chordata; Actinopteri; Batrachoidiformes; Batrachoididae. Gene Ontology annotation, molecular function: cysteine-type deubiquitinase activity. The transcript is spliced from 23 exons. The record is from RefSeq and is a predicted model, not a curated record. Gene Ontology annotation, biological process: protein deubiquitination.
AGCUCCGCCCCCUUCUUAUCGUCCUGUCGCUUUAAACAAAAACCCGGUUCCGUUCGGAGCUGGCACUGGACCUGCGGCUCUCCUCCGGGCUGCCGCUGAGAGUGAGAACACUGUGGAAGAGAGCGCUCUCAAACAGCCCAGCUCCAGAAAACGUCCCCCCUCCAGCUUGGCAGUAAACAAACAGAGAGCAAACACAAGUUGAGAGGGUUCACAGUGGCUGUUCUCCAGUAUCGGAAGACGUCGCAGAGCUGCUGGCAGGACCAGGCUGUGACCUUUGACCCUCCCUGUUGGCUCUGCAGAGGCCUGUGGUGAAGAGACGGAUUAGGUGUGCGUGAGACUGCACGUCAGCAUGUCUGAAAGGAGAGCAGCAGUCAUCACACCUUCACAUGCUGCAGCAGUGCCAGAAGCACAGAGGGAUUCUGGGAAAUAACAGGGGAACAUGACGACAAUUAAAUUUACAGCUAAGAAAACCUUUAACGAGGUGCCCAACGAGAAUGUAGAACAUCACUGAAGUAAUACGUGGGUCGACAUUUCAACAGUGUGACUGUAACACAGAGGCUACAUGUAAUAAGGACAAAAUGUAACAUUCAGGAGCAUCUGUGGACAGUCCCACAAGACAUUUCUUUUUUACUGGAUUAACUGGAAACAAAAAAUGAAGAACUGAUGGAAUAAUUACGAGAUAAAAGCUCCUGCAGCUUGUAGGAUUUUUCAUUUAUUUCUUUUUUCCUGUUUUCAUCCUAAACUUAUUUCCAUCCUGCUGGCUGGACAUCAUGUUUCUGUCCAGUGUGUCGCGAGGACACACUGUAAGAAGCUGAUCCACGUGGAGCUCAGUCACAGACAGGAACUAUGUCGUGGAAGAGGAACUACUUUGCGUCGGGCGGCGGUGGGAGCGGCUGCGGUGGCACCGCGCAGGGAAUGUUGCCACCUCGCACGACGACGUCCAUCGCUCCCAGCAAAGGCCUGAGCAAUGAGCCGGGACAGAACAGCUGCUUCCUGAACAGCGCCCUCCAGGUCCUCUGGCACCUUGAUAUCUUCCGUCGUAGUUUCCGUCAGCUGACGUCUCAUAAAUGUAUGGAGGACUCCUGCAUCUUCUGUGCCCUGAAGAGUAUCUUUGCCCAGUUUCAGUACAGCAGCGACAAAGUUUUGCCGUCCGACGCUCUUCGCAGCGCUCUGGCCAAAACCUUCCAAGAUGAACAGAGGUUUCAGCUCGGCAUCAUGGACGACGCUGCAGAGUGCUUCGAAAACAUCUUGCAGAGGAUACACUUCCACAUCGCAGACGAGAGCAAGGAAGACGUCUGCACUGCUAGACACUGCAUUCCCCACCAGAAGUUUGCCAUGACGCUGUUUGAACAGUGUGUAUGCAGCAGCUGUGGUGCAUCCUCUGACCCGCUGCCCUUCAUCCAGAUGGUCCACUACAUCUCCACCACCUCCUUAUGUAACCAAGCGGUGAAGAUGCUGGAUUCAAGGGAGAAGGCUACCCCCAGCAUGUUUGGGGAGCUGCUGCGAAAUGCCAGCAUGGGUGAUCUCCGCAACUGUCCAAGUCAGUGUGGCCAGCAGCUCAGGAUGACUCGAGUCCUCCUCAACAGUCCAGAAAUCAUCACCGUCGGUCUGGUUUGGGAUUCUGAUCACUCAGAUCUGGCUGAAGAUGUCAUUCACACCCUAGGAACUUGUCUUCGUCUGGGUGAUUUAUUCUACAGAGUGACAGAGGACAAGGCUCGUCAGUCAGAGCUCUACCUGGUGGGCAUGGUGUGUUACUACGGGAAACACUACUCCACCUUCUUCUUCCAGACAAAGAUCCGACGGUGGAUGUACUUUGAUGAUGCGCAUGUCAAGGAGAUCGGCCCAAAGUGGAAGGACGUGGUCUCUCGCUGUAUCAAGGGUCACUACCAGCCUCUGCUGCUGCUGUACGCUGACCCCCGAGGCACACCGGUGUCUGUGCAGGACCGGCCCCCGCGCCUCGACUUCCACCGCCUCACCAAAGCGUGCUAUGACAGCGAGGACUCCGGUCGUGAGCCAUCCAUCUCCAGCGACACGCGCACAGAUUCCUCGACUGAGAGCUACUUGUGUCGACAGCCGUCCCACCAUCACCACGAGUCCCUGGCCAGUCACGGCUCCUCAGACUCGCAAGGAACAGUCGUCUGUGUGGAAAGCCCUGACGGAGCACCGCACGCCUUGCUCAGCAGCCUAGACUUCAUAGGCCAAGUGACAGACAGCAAGAAGCUCCAAUCUCAGAGGAAGGGAGGUGUAGCUGUGGAAAGGAGGCAGAGUUCAAGCCACUCACGCCGAUCUAAACCUGACAACGAGGCCGCCUUAACCGGUUACCAUAGUGAGGGAGAGACCUUAAAGGAGCAGCAGGUUCCUCGCCAUCUCCAAAAACUUUCCUCCUCUUUCUCAUCCUCCACCAGCCGCCUCCGUGACUUCAAGGAGACCAUGAGCAGCAUCAUGCACAGCCGCUCCCUUUCCUCCUCAUCCUCCUUACCGGCCGCUGUCCUCGCUGUUGACGUCACCACCAACAACCAGCAUUUUUCCACCGUGGCUGCCUGCUCCUCGGGAAAACCUGCAGACUGGGAGGCUGACAGCACUAGUAGUGACUCCAAAUCCAGCAACACUGGAGGAACCGGGUUGGGUCGGUACCGCCCCGCCUGGAGGCCGAGGAGGGAAGCGCUCAACAUAGACAACCUCUUCAACCGUGAGCGGCGCAGGCAGGCAGGCUACAGUCCGCUCGGACCAUCCCUGAUCGAUGACAGCAGCCUUCCUGCUUCAGAGGAAACUGAUGGCACCUCUGUCUCAGCUCAGGGGGGCAUGAGGUCCACCCAUCUAAGCUCAUCCCAGACACUUCCUGUGACUUCCAUCAUCCUCAGAGGAGGCACGGAGCUGCCGGCUCCUCUUCCCAGGCUGAUCCAGAGGAUGGAGAGCGGGUACGAGAGCAGUGAGAGGAACAGCAGCAGCCCAGUCAGCCUGGACCUGAACCCAGCCGACAGGGAGUGUGUGGUGAAGAAGCCUUCCUCCUGCUCCUCCUCUUCAUCAGGGCCUUCGUGGAGGAACAGCCGGUCCAAGAGCAGCGGAGCCCUGCUGCAGGAGCUCAGCUCCUCCUGCAGAGACAAACACGCUCCCCCUGCAGGCCGUACCGAGCUGGACGAGCUUCAGGAGGAGGUGCUGAGGAGAGCAAAGGAGGAGGAGCAGCAGAAACAGCAGGAGAAAGAGAGGGAAGUGGCGCUGGGUUUCAACCCCCGACCCAGCAAGUACAUGGACCUGGACCAGCUGCAGAUCCAAGGUAAAAGUGACAGCUUUGAGUGCUGCGUCUCUGAGGCGGAGCUUCUGUUGGAUCAGUCUCUGCACCUGGAGCAGUCUGGCGAGGUCGCUGCUGCUUUGUCAGCGGUCAAUGAAGCUGUCUCCAAACUGCAGCCUGCGCUGGCUGAGGGCGGAGGUAAUAGCUGCCGGCUGCAGCGCUGCUUGAAGAGAGCCCGCAGCCUGCAGCAACGCAUGCACGUGCAACAGCAAGAGCAGGACUCAGAGGCAGGUAACCAGCAGCCAGAGCAGCAGCAGGAGGGGCCACAGUUCCAGGAACCUCCCAGUGAAAAGUCUGUCUCGCUCCAAAUACUUCUGACACAUAAACCUGAUGUCCGGUCAGUCUUAAGCCAGGACCAGCAAAACAUGCCUCAGUCUCCCUGCCCUGUUAAGCUCCUCCCACCUAAAACAAAUCCAGUGUCCGAGUCCACCUCCAGUGCCGGGGCAACAAGGGGUUUAUCGGGGGAGAAGAGCUGGACCGGGGACCCCUGCUCCCAUGUUGGGAAAUCUCUCAGCGGCGUGAACUCCAUGUUCCUCCCUGCUCUGUGUAUGGACCCCUGGGAACAGAGCCCCCCGGAACCUGUGGCUCCACCGUCCACAGAUGGGGACCUCUGUCCACCGCAGUGGAACGGAACAUGGGCCCCACCCUCACCCAGGCCACAGUCCAGAACCCCGUCACCUCUCUCCAGCAUCAGUCAUCUAUUCAUGGAGACGUCCAACUAUACCAGACCUCCAUUGGCCACGCCCCCUAGUUCCAGUCCCACCUCUGGUUCCAGGCUCAAACUGCCCCCUCCGUCUAACCCAACCAGGAACUGGUCAUGUUUGAACCAUGACCGACCGGAUGCAGAGUCUCCGAACUUUAUGCCUUCUUCCUCGCUUCCAGACACUCCCCUCCCUGUGACCUGCUCAGCUCGGAAUCAGUCUCCGCACCCCACGGAGGAGUACCGAGCAGCUGCCUUGCCCAUAGAGCACUGGGCAGAGAAUGUUAGUCGCUACUAUGGCGCCCACAAGGCAACGGCAGCAGAAGGAUCUGUGGUGGCCAAUGAAGAGUUGUCGGAGUUGGAUUUUCUGUACCAGUCCAGUCCGCUGGCUCCCAGCAUGCACCAGGGCCGCUGUGGUGCUGUCCUGCAAUCAGCCAGCUACAAGCCAGCUGUGGGGAGGAUGAUGUCAGGAAGUGGGCGGCCCAAAACUCCCACGGCUGAAGUAGAGCGACACGCCUACAGGACGCCAGUCUCGCGUCUACAGCAGCUGCCACCAGGUGAAGACGAGAGCUACAGUGCAGAAAACCUGCGACGCGUCGCCCGCAGUCUGAGUGGAACCGUCAUUGGGUCACACCCCCAGAGCUUUGACCCCACCCACAGCUGUAACUCACCAGUUUCUCAGCCUCCUCUCGGACACGCCCACACUCGUUCCCCUUCCUACCUGCACUCCCCUGGUUCCUCCUUCACCGCCAGUCAUUCUGCCCACCAGCAACCUCGUCUUCACAGCCCGUCCGCUCCAGCGCCACCUCCUCAGCACCUCCUCCUGCUGCCGUCACGGCCCUGCAGCUCGGGCCUGUCGUCAUGGAGACACUCAGGACCUGGUCCAAGGCCCCAGUACCAGUUUCUAGUUGUGUCAGAUGGGCGCCAGACUGUCUCAGGUCAAGGCCACCCGAGCAUUGCGAUGACCUACGGCACUCUGCCCCGUGCCCCUCGACGGGCCCUGCCCCCCUCCACCAAAUCCAUCGCCACUGCGGCCAAAGCUAGACCUGAUCACCCAGCUCCUCUGCGACCUCAGGGUCACUACGCCACCCUGUCCCACCCUCAGCGCUGUGGCAACAGCUGCAGCCAGCAGCGGACGCUGUCCAGUGUUGUCAAAGGACCCGCACAGCUACUGUCAUUGCAGGACACUUUGCAGUGGCCCAGGGUGCCAGGGGAGGGCGCCAGACAACCUCUGCGCCUGGAUGUACCGCCUGACACGGACUGGCGCCAAGAUACCGGCUAUCGGAUCCUCCAGUCCACUUCCACGUGGGACCCACACACCGCUUUCCACCAGUCCCUCCGACGGACCAACUCUAGUCAUCAUGUCCCGCCUCGGACCCGCCGGGAUACUCAAUUCUGAGUCCAUGUGUCAACAUCACUUCCUGAAUUUCCAAAACGUUUCAGACGUAGCUUAAAAUUGUGCCAUUACAUUUAGUGAUGCCUAAAAACGGUUCCUUUCGAUGGGGGAGGGUUUGAAAUUUUGAGCUAAAUCUGCUCCGUCUGCCUCAUUAUGAGCACGAAGACGCGGUGAAGAACCAGUAUGCAACAAUUUGCCUCAAGGCCUCGGAACAGAUCAGAUUACAACAACGAAGCACAUUAACCAAACACAAACCAGGAUUGUGACGCUCGUGCAGGUGACGGACACCACGGGAAGGUCCUUAGUGCAGCAAGUUGUCCACCCCCCCACCCCACCCGGAGAGGGGGGGAUAAUGGGUGGGGGGGUUAAAAUAACACUUAAUCAGUUGUUGCUGCCACCAAGUGGGCUGAAGUGUGUACUGCUUACUGUUUCGGAGGCAGCUGACACCAUGCCUGUGCUGCCACCUGGUGUUGUCUGUAAAUGACACAGCACAUGCUAACGGUCCUCAAAGACGAAUGAAUGAAUGUUUGAAUGUCAACACUGACUGCAGUUGAAACAGGAAGUUACCGCCUAACGUCACGGUUUUCACCUGAAACGUGUUCACUGCAGAGAAACACGCUGGCAGCUUCACCCCGUGACCUUUGAUGUUCUUGUUGUGCUGGAGGUCACGCGGUCAUCAAGCAGGAAGUGACGGUGCGACUGACAGAGGUUUUAGAACUUAAAUCUGCUGUAUUUAUUUUUGUAGCAGUGUUGCUUUUGUGAGUAGAUGAACUGUUCUUACAUUUUCUACCUGCUGUUUUGGAUGUAGGUUCUCCCGCACGCGUGUCGUCAGAGGCUGUGUAAAGCGUUUACUCUAUUUUAGCUAAUAUUUAGCAUGAUGUAUUGCUGACGUGUUCUAGCUUUAGCUUUGACAGAUUCACUCGCCUGCCAUCGACAUUAACUUCAGUAACCGUACACAUAUACACAGAUCAUUUUCGCGCAGCAGCUCAACUGUUUAAUUUAGUGCAGUUCACAAGUGUGGACCGUAGCUGCUGCUGCUUCUUUUCCCCGUUGUUCAGCAAGAAACGUUUCCAAAGCUUCUUUUUUUCUAAUCAAAUGGAACAAUUCAAACUAAACACCUUCAAACUGCUUGACCUGUGACCCCACCCAUCUGUCGCUCACACAGUGAUACACAAAUUAUUUUAAAACAAAAUAACAGGGGAUGAAGUCAAAAAAACAAACCCGAGACCAGGAUGGACUUUUAAAUGAAAUUUCUGACAUUAACAAGAAAACUGUUAUCAGUGAAUUUAAGGUCAAAUUUUUGCUGUUUUUAUUAAAGCUGACAGUUUGAUGGCGCCCCAUGUUUAAAAUCUGUCUCGCUGCACGUGCACAUUUAGUGCAUGAUAGCCCUGUUGUAAAGUUACCCCUCCCCCUGUUUAUACACAGACAGCAGAUGUACGCACGACUCGCCGCGUGGCUGCUGCAGAGAGCAGUACACCCAAAAAUCACCAUUAGAGGCUAAAAAUGUCUCUGACCAAGAAUGAGGUGGGACUAGAACCCACAAAGGUCUGGCAUUUCCCACGCGGAGCCGUUAGUCCUGCUUCAUGCAGACGAGGGGGUGGGAGCUUUGUUUUCAUCCUAAAAGUGGUGUCAGUCUGACACCUAGUGGACGGGAAAAAAAUCAUUUAGGGCACCUUUUAAAUUAACCACUGUGAAAUCAAAGUCAGCACAACACCGCCCUCUUGUGGGAAAUCAGAGUUGGCUUUUGGGGGAACUGAGCCCACAACCAUUUGUGCUGUGAAGCAACAGUGCAAACCGCUGCACCACCUGAGAGCAGUCUGUGGUUCAGUCACGACAAAAAAAAAAAGCAACAGGGCAUCAUCU